Scomber japonicus (chub mackerel) is the source of this 2802-nucleotide messenger RNA. Its product is annotated as protein SOGA1-like. NCBI's taxonomy places the organism in Eukaryota, Metazoa, Chordata, Actinopteri, Scombriformes, Scombridae. The record is from RefSeq and is a predicted model, not a curated record. Gene Ontology annotation, biological process: regulation of autophagy. The transcript is spliced from 9 exons. Bases 76 to 2802 code for a protein of 908 amino acids.
CUCGUCAGGGAGGUGGAAGAUCUGAGAUCAGAGAACGAGUAUUUAAAAGAUGAGGUGGAGGAGCUGCGCUGUGAGAUGCUGGAGAUGCGUGACAUGUUCCAGGAGGAGGAGGUGUACCAGCUGCAGGAGCUUCGGCUGCAGUUGGAGCAGGCCAACAAGUCAUGCCGCAUCCUACAGUACCGCCUCCGCAAGGCCGAGCGCCGCAGCAUCCGAGUGGCUCAGACGGGACAGGUGGACGGGGAAUUAGUCAGGACGCUGGAGCACGAUAUCAAGGUUGCAAAGAGUGUUUCCCUGCGGCUAUACAACGAGCUGGAGGCAGUGCAGAAGAAGAACUCCCAGUUGGAGUGGGAAAAUGAGGCGCUGCGGGAAAAGACGCAGGAGAUGGAGGUGGCCAAGCAGGUCCUACAGGCGGAGGUGGAGAAAGCAAGAGAGAGCUCUGUGAAGAGGAAAAGCAUCAGAUCAACAGCCAGUAAGGCUGAGAGGAGGCUUUCUCAACAGAUUGAGGAUGACAGCGCUGAUCUCAAGUGCCAACUCCACUUUGCCAAAGAGGAAUUAGCUCUCAUGUGCAAGAAGCUCACCAAGUUGGUAUCAGAGAGUGAAGGCAUGCAUGAGCGGCUGGCCAAAUACCAUGCAGCCUACGGUGACGUAGAUGCCGCCCAAUCACCUGCGGGCAAACAAAACUCGGACCACGCCAGGGAGGCAGAAGUCAAAGUUCACUUGAAACUGGUCGAGGAGGAGGCGACGCUCCUAAGCCGGCGCAUCGUAGAACUGGAAGUGGAAAACCGAGGACUGCGAGCAGAAAUGAGCGACCUGAGGGAGAAAAUAGGAGGAGGAGGGGAAGAGGAAGAAGAAGAGAAUAGGGAUGUGUUGGAGGAAAGUAUGUCACCUUCCACGCCGGUGAAGGACAGAAAGGGAAGGGAACAAAGUUUGAAGAUGGAUGAAGAAGCAGCUAAAGGUAAAAGCACAGAGGAGACAUCUGUGCUUUGCAGCCAAUCACAGGCUUGUCAUAUUACUCGAGAAGGUCCCGUAGGCGGUGAGUGGGACCCGUCAGACAGUCAUGAGCGCGAUAGCAACAAAAACCUUGAUGGUGGACUCAAAGGAACCCUGAAAGACCACGAAAGUCUUCUCACUCUCAGAGAUCAUUCCUGUAUUUUGAUUUCAGCCAUCCAGCUCCUGAUGACACCACCUAAAAAUGGCCAUUGCUCAUCUCCCUCAUGUGCUAUUAACUCUCCGACAGAUGUGGACUCAAAGGGAAAAGCACAGGCGAUUUUCCUACCGGGGCCUUUAAAUGAGGCGUUAGAGCUUCUGCAGGCCAUGCUGUUGGCUUUCAUCGGGAGGGUGGAGGCGCUUCUAACAGGAGAAGAUUUAGGCAAACUCUUCCAGCGCAAGGAAGGACACGUCUGGGAUACUUUCUCCUCUGUCUGUGGAGAAAGUGCAGAUCAUGACGCGGGUCAAGACUCACCGAGAAAGCAGGAGUGUGUUGAAGAUCUCCGCACAACAGAGGUUAAAGAGAGAGCAAAACAAGCAACACAGCAACCUUCCCUCCAGUGGGACCCCAACCACAGCUGCAGGGACCCAAAGAUGAAACUUUCCCUGCAGAUUCUGUGGAUCCUUCAUGAGUGGUGUCAAGUUAAAGGAGCCGGCCUGAAGGGAAAAGAGGGUAGAGACAAAACCGUAUCUGUGUUGCAAGGGUUGCUGCAGAGCCUCUGCGCAGAGCUUCGGGAUGAGUGGAUCACAUUUGACAACAAUGCCAAAAUCAUGCAGGACAAGGCAGCUGAGAGUGUUGUCAGCGGCAUCUUUGAUGACAAUCGACAAUCUGAAGUUGACAGAAUCUGCAGCUCAAAAGGAAAAAGACUGGGGCGACAGUUUCCUCCACAUUACUCCAAGGAGAAGAACUGGUGCUAUCUGACUCAGGAGGCUGCCCAGCUGGACCGAGAGGACCCCAUUAAGACGUGGGACCAUCAAAUCAUGCCGCUUAGCUUCCCUGAUCUUAACUUUGAUCAGAUUUUCAUGGAGAGAAGCCACACUGCCCCAGAGAAAUCUACUGUCCGCAUCUACUACAGCCCCCCGUCGGCUCGCAGAGUCCAGCUGGCUCAGCUGAAGCAAAGCCCUGUCGCUGACACAGAAUCUGUAGACACGUCCUCUCCCUGGUGCACGCCGCCGACCUCCUUUUCUCCUCUCUGUCUGGACUCAUCUGCUAACCUGAGCGACGACAUGAAGGAGAUGACGGCCAGCUGGAGGCAGACAGUUCCAGGUAGUUCACAGGUGAAGAGAGGGAGAGUACUGGGCCGGUGGGUGGACGUGGCCUGCUCAGGGACUCAGACCCACACAAAGCCACUAAUGGUGAGUGUUGGUCUGCAGACAGAUGGGACACACGUACCUGUUAGUGUGAGAAACAGUCCUUCUCGGGUCCUGAACUCCUCCUUGGUCUCUGCCCGCACUCACCACAUCUCCACCUCACUGGAAGGAGUGUCCGGUAGAAUCGAGAGGAACAGAUCCACCUCCUCGCCUAAAUUGUACCGAAGACACUCUGCGUCCGGUGUGUCAUCUGUCCCUUCAUCCACCAGUUUGAGUUCCUCAUCAUCUUCAUCCACUUCAAGAGAUCGAGCACUGUGGAACCUGUCCCGCCAAAACCAGUCUGGCCUCUCGUGGACCCGCCAAACUAGUCACAGAGCAGCUGCAGGACAGAACCACAGCUCUCUAAGCAGUGAGCUUUCAGGCCGGAGCACAAAGCCUCCCAGCAAACCUGCAGGCGCCAACCGUUAUGGUUUAGUCUCAGAGUUCCUACGAACGACAGCGUGA